AUGGCAGAGCCACGGGCUGCAACAGCAGCAGCAGUGGUGGCGAAACCAGUCAGCGGCGAGUGGGUGGAGGCAGCCGGGAGGGAGGCGUGGGAGCGAGGAACGAGGGAUCUGUCGUGCUUGCCGUCUUCCACGGGGGAAGGGCGGAGCUGGCAGUUCACGAUUCCUACACCAGCAGCAGCGUGUGCUCGGCGUGUGUGGCACUUGGAAGUCGUGCGCGUGCACCUGUCAUCCAACCUCUUCACCGCAUCCCACACCGUGAACUCCGCUGCUGAGACUACCCGCCGCUUGCUGGAAUUUACACGUGGCAGGAACGCCCCGCGCAGCCCUCGAGCAAUCCCUGUUACCUGCGCUGGUCUGCGUGCUGCUGCCUCCGCAAUGUGCGCUCAUCAUCUGUCGCGUUGGACAAGGAGCGGGAACGGUGGUGGGGCCUCGCAGUAA
Closterium sp. Naga37s-1 is the source of this 438-nucleotide messenger RNA. Lineage: Eukaryota; Viridiplantae; Streptophyta; Zygnematophyceae; Desmidiales; Closteriaceae. The record is from the annotation of a GenBank genome assembly.